Coregonus clupeaformis (lake whitefish) is the source of this 2828-nucleotide messenger RNA. Its product is annotated as thyrotropin receptor-like. The coding region runs from base 1 to 1959 and encodes 652 amino acids. The record is from RefSeq and is a predicted model, not a curated record. Gene Ontology annotation, molecular function: thyroid-stimulating hormone receptor activity. Lineage: Eukaryota; Metazoa; Chordata; Actinopteri; Salmoniformes; Salmonidae. The transcript is spliced from 7 exons. Gene Ontology annotation, biological process: G protein-coupled receptor signaling pathway. Gene Ontology annotation, cellular component: membrane.
AUGCAGUAUUUGUUCCACUGCAGGGGGAUCUUCAACACCGGCCUGCCCUCCUUCCCUGCUCUGGGCCAGAUCCGCUCCAGCCGGGACGACUUCAUCUUGGAAAUUGUGGAUAACCUCUUCAUCAGAGAAAUACCUGCCAACUCAUUCAAUGGGAUCUCAGAGACUGAAAUCACCCUGAUGCUGAACAGCAAUGGUCUGACGGACAUCCAACCCUUUGCCUUCAACGGAACCAGACUGGAGGAAGUGUAUCUCUAUAGGAAUGUGGAUCUGGUGCGGUUGGACGAGAGGACAUUUUCUGGCGUGAUCAGCGGGCCAACUCUUCUAGACGUUUCCGAGUCGAGAGUGAGCUCCUUACCCACAAUAGGUCUGGAGGCCGUUCAGAAACUGAAGGCUAAAAACACUUGGGCCCUCAAGAAACUACCCCCCCUGAGUGCCUUCCAGCAUCUGCAGAGCGCCGAGCUCACCUACCCCAGUCACUGCUGUGGACUCAGCAAACUGAAGAGGAGGAGAGGACACGUCGAGUCCGUCAUUUGCAACCUGACCAGCUCUACCAGACGACAGCGAUCAACUAGGCCCUCUGGAACCCCCUCUGAGGCCUACGAAGGGCGCGAGCCCUCCCCCCGAGACCGCCAGCACCUGCAUCCCACCAGCAGCAGCCCCUCCCCCCGAGACCCCCAGCACCUCCAUCCCACCAGAAGCAGCCCCUACCCCUACGACUACCAGUACUACUACGAUAACUACAGCUGUCCCCAAUCCGGCGAGUGCUUCAGCGACGGUCCCUACAUAGUGUUCCCUACGGAGGACCCAGACGAAGGCUUCGACUACACCCUGUGUGACGACAACCAGGAGGACCAGGGGGUCCCCUGCACCCCUCUGCCCGAUGCCUUCAACCCCUGUGAGGACGUGAUGAGCCUGGGCUUCCUGCGGGUGUCUGUUUGGCUGGUUAGCUUGCUAGCCGUCCUGGCUAACCUCUUGGUCCUGUUCAUCCUGCUGACCAGCCACUACAAACUGACCAUCACCCGCUUCCUCCUGUGCAACCUGGCCUUGGCAGAUCUCUUCAUGGGCGUGUACCUCCUGCUCAUCGCAUCUGUGGACCUCCACACGCGCUCCCAGUACCACCGCUACGCCAUCGACUGGCAGACUGGUGCUGGCUGCCAACUGGCCGGGGUGCUCACAGUGUUCGCCAGCGAGCUGUCGGUCUACACGCUGACCGCCAUUACUCUCCAGCGCUGGCACGCCAUCACCUUCGCCAUGAGGCCCGAGAGGAAAGUGCGACUACGCCACGUAGCGGUGCUAAUGCUAGCCGGAUGGCUGCUGUGCCUGGUGUUAGCUGUGCUACCCCUAGCUGGCGUUAGCAGCUACCAGAGGGUUAGCAUCUGCUUGCCCAUGGACACAGACUCGACCGCGGCCAUGGUCUACGUGGUCACCCUGCUGAUGCUGAACGUGCUCGCAUUCGUGGUGGUGUGUGUGUGCUAUGUACACAUCUACUGCAUGGUGCACAACCCGCAGCACCCGUCGAGCCGAGGGGACGCCAGCAUGGCCAAACGCAUGGCUGUGCUUAUCUUCACUAAUUUCCUGUGUCUGGCACCCAUCUCCUUCUAUGGCCUGUCCGCUGUGCUGCACCGCCCACUCAUCACCGUCACCGACUCCAAGGUGCUGCUGGUACUGUUUUACCCUUUGAACUCGUGUGCCAACCCCUUCCUGUACGGUAUCCUGACGCGGGCCUUCCACGGGGACGUCCUGAUUCUGCUGAGCCGUGUGGGGCUGUGUCAACCCCAGGCCCAGUUCUACCGAGGAGCACAGCCCGACAUGGGCAAGAGGAGCCAAGGGGUCCCCUGUCCUGGAGCCUACAUACCCCAGAUCCUGGAGCUCCGCAGAGGCAGAGACCGUAAAGACACCAAGGAGCAGGUCAUCAAACAGGCUGGACCCAACGUGUUGCCAAGCACCAGGAAGAAUUAGAACCACAGCUGGGAGAGAAUGGAUUUAGUUGGUUCUCCAGUUGAAUGGUGGUUCUCAAACCUUUCAUUCAGACAAAACCAUGUUUCUGCUCCCAAUUAAGGGCUGGAUUAAAUCCAUAUCGCGGAAGUAUCACGGAAGAUCUGAUUUCAAAUGUAAAGGUCAUUUCCGUAUGAGCAGACAUAUGCAGUGUUUAUUGUGAACGCAGUCUCCGCAAACACGGGAACAUUGCCUUUACAUUUCAACGCGUAUCUUUCCCAAUACUUCGGUGAUACAGACUGAAUUGAGCCCUUGAUCCAUGAUCUAAGCUUGACUGGUCAUGAUGACCAACCAGUUAGGAAUUGUGGAAUCAGAUUGGACAUGGAAUGUAAAUGCGCCUUUUAAUUUAUAUAUUGCGUAUGUUUUUUUAAAUUCAUGUUGUAUAUUGCAUUUCUGAGUUGACUAGAAUGAAACACACAGCUUGUUUGAGGAACAUUACAGAGAACAAACCAAGAGGAGAAACUAGAACAGCUAAAGGUGUGUAGUAGAGAACCAGUGUGGAUCCUCGGACUGUCGGAGUGUGUUAGAUUGUUGUUUUGCAGGGGCUUUACAGUUUUAUUUUACAAUUAUCAUGUUAAAUAUUGGCCACUAUCGGGAGCCACCUUCAGAAUACCCGCAUACAUUUAUAAACUGUCACUUUUCUUGAGAAACAUAUUCUAUUCUUAUUUACAAUAUAAAGUGACUCCAAAUGACACAAUACAUUAUUUACCAAGCAUCACUAUUGGGCACAAAAUAAUCUAAAACAAAACUGCAUAUGCAUUCAAAAAGUGUGUAGUCACAAGGUUGAUGUAGUCAUUGCGUGCUAGGAAUAUGGAAUCAAAUACUAAAAACCA